This is a messenger RNA of Scutellospora calospora, 381 nucleotides long. The record is from the annotation of a GenBank genome assembly. Lineage: Eukaryota; Fungi; Glomeromycota; Glomeromycetes; Diversisporales; Gigasporaceae.
AGAAAAAAGGACUUUAAAGAGGUGUUAGAUCGUGUAAAGAAAGAUCUUCAAGAGAUUGCAAAUUCUAAUUACGAUUUUGAUACAACUCGCAAAAAAAAGCACAAGAAAUCAUCGAUAACUGGAAGUUCGACGCUAGUGCAAGCUGGGACUGUUAGAAUGGACUAUUUCGAUGAAGAACCUGAAAAAAGAUCUGCGAAUCAAUAUUCAGAACAACAGAUACUUGCGUCUGGCAAUGCAAAUCAGAACAUUGGUACCAUAAACAGCCAUUGUACAACUCUUGGAAAACGUCAAAACGAUAAUUCCGAAGGAGCUCCCAAAGGAAAACGCCAAGAUACGGGGGAUAGAGAAACUAUAAAUGAGCCUGUGGAAACCACUCGGAAA